UGCAACAGAUGCAUCUGAAAGCUGCUGCCUGUAUUUGGUGCUUUCACUGCAGUGCUGUGCAAAAGGAGAAUCAAAAUGGCUUCGCCAAUCAUCCUAUUGACUCAUGAUGGACACUCAAAGCUAUUUGCUUCUCUGUCUUCUGUAUACACAUAACGAAUCGCGAUGCCACUUUGAACGCCCGAUAUGGAUGUGACAGCUGCCACUUGUCGAGAAUAAUUCGCAUACUUCCUUGUAUGAUAGCAAAUACAGCCCCGGAGGCUUCUUGGGAAAGAUUGUAGUUUUGAAAUAAUGUAGUUAUUCAAUAUCAUCGAGACCCAGAUAGAUAUGUCAAUUUCUUGGGUGAUAUGAUAAUGCAAACUAUCGCCAAAAAUUUUGAAAUAUGGUGAUUUGUAAGGUGGUAAUGUUUAGAAUGACUUGCUAGUCAAAUGCAAAGAUGUGGUCGAUAAUUUCAUGUAAAUUAAUACUCAAUAAUUAAGAGAGCCUAUUUUGAACCAGAUGUUAAUGUUAAAACGUAUUUAGAAAGUGACCAAAUGGCAUAAAAAACUCUUGUACUGGAUCGGUGUAUGUUCAUGAUCAUUAUCAAAGAAAAAGUGAAUCAGAUAGAACUCAAUUUAAAAUCUAACAACACUUAUUUCAAAAUGGGCGAUCCACACAACAGGAAAAACCUAGCUGUUAGCCGUUUGCGGCAUCAACUGAGAAAGAAGAGGGAAUCUUUGGCAGAUCAUUUUGAAUUCAAGAUGUAUAUUGCCUUUCACUUCAAGGAAAAGAAAAAGAACUGUGCCUUGUUUGAAGUAGCUGAAGUGGUACCAGUUAUGACAAAUAACUAUGAAGAUAGUAUUCUCAAAGGAGUGAAGGAAGAAGCCUACACAUAUGAGAGUUCCAAAGAGCUUUUAGAGAAAGAUGUUGUACAAUUACAUGCACCAAGGUGGCAGUCCAUGAGAAGGGAUGUGCUGGGGUGCACUACAGAGAUGGACUUCUUUCUUUGGCCUCGUAGUGACAUAGACAAGAUAGAAUGUAUGCUGUUCUCCAAAUGGAAAGGAGAUGAAAGUCCCUUCAAACCUAUCCAGGCGGAGUUUAGAUUUGACCAUGCUGAUUAUGAGAAACAACUGAUGCGACUUCUGACUAAGAAAGAAAGAUCUGGCCUCAUCAUCAAUAAUCCAGCCCAGUCCAUGUUUCUCUUUAUUGACAAAAACCAACUUCAGACCAGCAAAAGUAAAGUGAUUGUGUUCAAGCUGUCCAGCAUCUGUUUGUACCUACCCCAGGAUCAGCUGACAUCCUGGGGACCAGGCACUGCAGAAGAGCUGCUGUCUCCCCUUAUGACUGAGCCACAGUCAGAACCGCAAGGGUGAUCAGGUCUUGCGUCAGGGUGGAGCUAGUGAAUAUAGGGCAAUUUACAUGGUUUAGUCUCUCCAACCCUUCACCAGAAACGAUAGCUGCUUUUGUUUUAGGAAUAGCAUAUAAAAACUGCAAAAUGUAAAUAAUUAUAGAACACAAAUUAUGUAGGUAUUUGAUUGAUUUACAUUAGUCUUGGUUACAGUUUUAUUUCAAAAUGCUCCUGUUUGCAGCUGUUUUGUGUGUAAUACUAUAUUCAUUCCAUUCACAGUUUGCUCAUUUUAAAUGCCUGCAGUAUUCUGUGCAGUGAAUGCUUCUAAAUCUUGUUUUCAAGGGAUAGUGAUCUCUUGCAACUGAUAUUUCCUUUUGCUUUUGUAACAGUUUUUACAUUCCUACAUUCAUUGCCAUUUCAUAAUUGUUCAAAUGUGGGAACCUUUGUGUAAAAUUUAAUUUCAUAAUCAUGUGGUACAUUUUUUAACAGUUAAGUUCAGCUUAUAUAAUUUGUUUGUGUUUUUGCUAGCUAUGAAAUUUAUUGCCAUAUCAGCUGUAAUUCUGUUUUUUACUAUGCUACAAGCAUUUUACUUCAGUUUCUUACAAUAAACAUAAAAAAUUGUUUAAAAUGAAAGUGUUGUUAAUAAUGACACUUUUUGACACUAUAAUGUGUUAACAGAUACUGUAUUGAGACAUGUUUGUCAAAUCCAUAUUUUCAUUUUGCCUAGCCAUCACCUCAAUAUUUCCAAUUGCUUUUGUUGUUUUUGUCCAACAUUAGUCACCUCUUUUCUUGGUUAAUUAUCAUAUAAAGCGAAAUCUUCACUGUCAAAGAGAUACGAGUCGUGAACUGGAGUUAGGGCAUCAGAAAAACAAGCUAUUAAAGCUAACUAGAUACUGCUGAAAAUGGAUGCUAGUCACAUGUAAUGAUGUACAUUCUCCAGUUGUUAUGAAAAGCAAGAAAAAGACAUUUAAUAUUGUCAGUUUUUCGAAUUAGGAAGCAAUUAAUUUUAAGUUUAUGUCAGAGGAAAUGAAAGUCACUCUCAUAGAUUUAAUAUGAAAAAAUGAAAUAUAUUGUAAUGUUUAAUGGUCACAGUUCUUUUGAAACUAUUUUUAUGAGGAGACCGACAUGUAGCUCUUUUGCUGGAUAUGCUUCACAUGAAAAAUAUUAAAACGACAGCCAAAACAACAUGAUAUUCCUUUUUUGCUAAGUUGAAAUAUUCUUUGUAAAGGCAUGCUUUUCAUAUUUGGUCUUCUAAUUGGAAUCCAUCAUAAUAAUCAUCAACACACGCUGUUUUGUGCUGGAAAUAAUCUUUUUACCCUCCUACAGUUCCAGCUGGAAAAAUUGUCAAAUUAUACCUGCAACAUAUGAGUUUUAACAAAGUGGUGUUUCCCAUUGAAAUUAUUUUGAAUUUUGGUUUACUGUAUGUUUAAAGCUUCCUAGUUAUUUGUGAUGAAAUGUCUUUAGGAAUGUAUGUGCUUCUCUGAAUGUGGUAUGGUAGGCAUCAGAUGUAUGAAUGUGUUACUGGAUGUACAAUCAGGAUGGUCAAUAGUGUAAAUAUAUGUGGUACUGGAUCUUGACAUUUAGUCAGCAGUAUGAAUGUGUGUACUGAAUGACCUGUGAAAUUACACUCAGGUUUGUAAAUAUGUUUGUUCGACUGGACAUUGUGCUGUUCUGACAGCAGUUUGUGUUUUCUAAUGGAUCGUGUAGAUGAAAUGGGCUGGGUAAAUGUUAUAUGUUGAGGAAUCUUUAUCAUACUGAAGUGCUAUUACUUGUGUGGGAUAAAUGUUUUUAUUUGGAAAAAAAAUGAUAGAAUUACCCUUCAUAUUUGAAGUGAAGAUUAUUGUCAGUUUUUUUAGAUAUCAACAUGAGUUCCCAUUUCUAUAGAAAAUGUGCAGAAUGCUUUUCUCUAUUUGACCUACUAGGACUGUAAUUUCUAAUUUCUGAAAUUUUCCUGAAUUGCUGAAAUUUGAAAUAAAGUAGAAUAGACAUCAUGCAUUUACAUUUGAACUUGGGAUGGUAUUUUUAGAAUGGUAUUCUUUUGUUCUUAUAUUGGUCAUGAAUAUGUACUGCAAUUAAGCAUCAGCCUAAUGAAAACCUGUGAAAGAAUGCUGCAUCUUGUAAAGAUCAGCAUAUCAUGACCCUAAAAUUCAGAUAUUGGAAGUAUAUAGUAGGUAACUUCAAAAUUUAUUUUCUUAAAAUAUUCUCAUGCUUUUGAGCUUGUUGGAUAACAAAUGGGAUUAGUAUGUUCGUUUUAAUUUCAACGGAAAGCAAAACCCAUGGUGUCCCAUUUUGAUUUAGGAUGAUCAUUUUGUAAAAAUCCAUUUUUGUUAAUUGACAAACUCAAAAGUAUAAAUAUAAAAGUUUCAGCAUUGGUCUCUGGGAUGGAGCUAGGUAUUUAUGUUACAAACAGAUCUGCAUCAUUUGGCAAAAUUAUUUUGGAAAGCUUGAGAGUCAAAACUUUACAAAUGAAUGUAUCUCAGUUUAAUUGUACGAAAAUGUUAUUUGCCGAAGUUAACAUGUUGAUCUUAUGAAAUAAUUUGAAAAAUAAAGAUGUUGACUACCAAAACAAA
This is a messenger RNA of Ylistrum balloti, 3894 nucleotides long. RefSeq lists its product as uncharacterized. The transcript has 7 exons. Bases 564 to 1349 code for a protein of 261 amino acids. The record is from RefSeq and is a predicted model, not a curated record. Lineage: Eukaryota; Metazoa; Mollusca; Bivalvia; Pectinida; Pectinidae.